Messenger RNA from Phytomonas sp. Hart1, 1035 nucleotides. Lineage: Eukaryota; Euglenozoa; Kinetoplastea; Trypanosomatida; Trypanosomatidae. The record is from the annotation of a GenBank genome assembly.
AUGCCCAAACGACCCAAGCGGCACAUCAAACCCAAUUUGCACGCCAUAAACCCCGAUGCCCUCCCCCGCGAUCCCGGUGCCCACGCCGAAACCUCCAUGGCGAAGUUUAGGCGUAAAGUUGAGGAUUGGUCUAAAAUGAACCCGAACGAGCUCGAGGCCGCGGUGAAGGAAUUCGAGGCAAAAGAGGUGGAAAGCAGCCGCGUGUUGGCCGAGGAUUCGAUUUACCAGAUGGAUGUCUCCCUCCGGACGCGCCAGCAGUCCGCGGUACGGGUGUUUUGGAAGGAUGUCGACGUGCAGCCCUUGGAGAAGUACGAAGGCUGGUAUAGCAUUCUUCUUGAUGGCCGAAAAGUGCGUGCCUUCGAGUCGACGCAAAUUCUCGCGGUCCCAAACGAGGAGAUGGCCUAUUGCUGCGCGAAGGAGUACUCGGAGCAAAGCGAGUACCUCAACAAACUUCUCAUGCCCAUGACGGAUAUUUGUAGUGGGGUUCAACACAUCGCACCGCAGAUGAUCUCCCCGCGAAUUGACUACCUUAUGUCGUUUUAUCAAAACGACAACAUGUACUUCCGAAGCGCGCCAAUCGCGGCGAUGCAGAACAAACUAAUUUCACCCGUGACCGAGUGGUUCUCUCGAGUCUUCGAAAUCGAUGUCCCGAUCGUCGUGGGCAUCGGCGACCCCCAUAUCUCCCCAAACGAUGUCCUGAAAGUCCGGGAUCACUUGCUUUCCUGGUCAAUGAAUCCAUACCAAAUUGUGGCCCUUUGUGUGGCUACACAAUUCACGAGCAGUCUGAUAUUGCCGCUCGCGCUUUUUCACGGUGUUGUGGAUUUGCCCACCGCGCUGCGAAUCAACCGUUCUGAAGAAGGUCAUAAUAUCAAUGAAGCUGGACUUAUUGAAGGGUACCAUGACAUUCGGGAGGCCGAUGUGACCACCAAAAUUAGUGCGUGUGCGUUAGCGUGGAAAUUAAUGAAGGAUGUGGACUUAGCGAGGUGCUUUGAGGUUCUACGCACUUCACCAUUAGAUGAGGUGGAUGCAAUUUAG